Messenger RNA from Trichoderma reesei QM6a, 1842 nucleotides. RefSeq lists its product as uncharacterized. Lineage: Eukaryota; Fungi; Ascomycota; Sordariomycetes; Hypocreales; Hypocreaceae. Gene Ontology annotation, molecular function: actin binding. The transcript has 4 exons. The record is from RefSeq and is a predicted model, not a curated record. The coding region runs from base 1 to 1842 and encodes 613 amino acids.
AUGCCCUCGAUUCUCAGCGACGACGACAAGGACACGGUCAAGCGCUUCGUGCCCAAGCAGUCCAACAAGAUCCAGGCCGUCGCCGUCGCCAAGCUCUACGUCGCCUAUCCCAAUCGCUCGAAAUGGACCUACUCAGGACUGCAGGGCGCCGUUGUUCUGGCCAACGACUUGGUGGGCAACACCUACUGGCUCAAGAUGGUUGAUAUUUCGCCCUCCAACCGCGGGGUCAUCUGGGACCAAGAGAUCUUCGAUACGUGGAGCUACAACCAGGACCGAACCUUCUUCCAUACGUUCGAGCUGGAAGAGUGCCUCGCCGGGCUCAGCUUCGUCGACGAGAAGGAGGCCAAGCAGUUCAAGAAGAAAAUGGACGAGCGAGAGAAGAACGCCAGCCGAGCCACGAGAGCGACACCAUUCGGCGGAUCUGCCCACGCAUCGGGAGGCCAGAAACACAGCCUGCUGGGCAACAUCUUCCACCGGCACUCGAGCGUCUCCAUGAUGCCUGACACCACCACCUCCAACUUGUCGGGGUUUUCUCACAACUCCGGCUCCUCGGUCAGCUUCGACGAUGGUAGGGGCGGCUCUGAGUUUGCCCUCCUGGAUGCUUUUGAUCCUAUGUGGCGAGAGCAUUUCGGCCAGGACCUCAGCGACAAGGGAUUGACGGACGACUUUAUCAAAGACAACCAAGAGUUCAUUGUCGACUUCCUCAGAGAAGAACAGGCCAAGCUGCAGAGUGAAGCAGCGCCACCUCCUGCGCCGCCCGCUCCCCCUGCGCUGCCGUCGCCUUCGACCAACGGCCACGCGGUGCGGGCGCCGCCUCCUCCUCCGCCCGCGGCCGCUGCUGCCAUCAACAGCUCGCCGUCUGCAAGGAGAGCCGGACCUCCUCCCCCUCCAGCUCCGCGGCGGUCGGGUGCCAAGGUUGAGGGUGACCCUAGCCCGCCAAGAGCACCGUCCCCCCCUCGGCCGAGAUUCAACGCCCCUCCUCCUUUGCCCGACGCAGGCAAGUUCGCGCAUCAGGUCAACGAGAGGAAGAAGCCCGCGCCCGCUGCCGCUGCUCCGUCCGUUCCGGGACCUCCUCCUCCCCCGCGGCCCGCCAAAACGCCCAUCGAGUCUGAAGACCAGCACCACAAGUUCGGUGUUCCGCCUCCCUUCACUGGCCAGCGCGUCCCUGCGCCUCCGAGUCGCGGGCCUGUGCCUCCUCCCCCGCCACCCCGAGGUAACGAUGCCGCCGCACCGGCUCCCGUGGCCCUCCCUCCUCCGCUGCCUCCCAAGGUGCCGAGCUCAAGCGCUCCUCCAUUGCCGCCACCGAGUGCUCGGCCGGUCCCUCCUCCGCCAGCGGUCAGCCACGUACCGCCGCCGCCUCCCCCUCCAGUGCCGGUAGCCAGCAGCGCUCCGCCCCCGCCUCCUCCGCUGCCUGCAGUCAGCGCUCCUCCUUCGGUGCCGCCGCCGCCGCCGUUGCCCUCACCAGGUAUUGGAGGUGCUGCUCCUCCCCCUCCUCCCCCUCCGCCUCCUCCCAUGCCCAGCGCUGCUCAUCCGCCGCCGCCUCCGCCUGGUCCCCCGCCAGUUCCCGGGGCUGGCACUCCACUGCCUCAGGUAGAUGGUGGACGUAUGUCUCUUCUGGGAGACAUUCAGAAGGCGGGAGGCAUUGGGGCGCUUAAGAAGGUGGACAGAUCCAAGAUCAACGAUCGCAGUGCGGCAGCUGUUGGAGGAUCUUCUGGUUCUAGCGCACCUGCUCCCAGUCUUCCAGCCGGCGGUGGUAUGGCAAAUGCCCUUGCAGCAGCCUUGCAGAAGAGAAAGGAUAAAGUCAGCAAGAGCGAUGACGAAGAGGAAGAUGAUGAUUGGUGA